GUUUCGAGGGUGACAACAAUCGCACACUCGCUCUCUCGCGAAGAACAACAAUCAACUUCGCCAACGGAGCGUCGUCGGCAAGGGACUGGUAUUUGAGAAGAAAGAAUGGAGACUGAGAACAAGGAUGAAAAACCCAAGAACUUGGCAGUGGCAGAGGACGGAUUAACCCCCCAGGAAAAGCCUGCUGUGACGGACAAUGACGCCACGCACUCUAACGCAGCAGCCAAGUUGAUGAAGGACCCCGCCAACGGAGCCAACAAAGCGGGUUUCAAUGGGCGUCUGGCGUUCGCGAUCGCAGCCGCCGCCCUUGGCUCAGCCUUCCAGCAUGGCUACAACACCGGAGUAGUAAAUGCUCCUCAAAAGCUAAUUGAAGAAUGGAUCAGCGAGGUUCAGCAUGAUCGAACGGGUGAGGUUCCCUCCCAGGCCAAUGUCACCUUCAUCUUCUCGCUUGCCGUGUCCCUUUUCUGCGUCGGCGGAAUGCUCGGCGGAUGCAUCACCGGUCUCGUCGCCGACAAAUUCGGCCGCAAGGGCGGCCUCUUGAUCAACAACGUGUUGGUAUUCGCGGCGGCCAUCCUGAUGGGUGCGGCCAAGGCGGCCGGCUCGUACGAAAUGCUCAUUCUUGGCCGCUUCCUGAUCGGCAUCAACUCCGGGCUGAACGCGGGCCUGGCGCCCAUGUACCUGGCGGAAAUCGCUCCGGUGCAUCUGCGCGGCGCCGUCGGCACCGUCUACCAACUGGUCAUCACCAUCUCCAUCCUGCUGUCCCAGCUGUUCGGCCUGGGCUCGAUCCUGGGCACGCCCAGCAUGUGGCCGCUGCUGCUGUCCCUGACCCUGCUGCCGGCCGUCUUCCAGCUCGCCACCCUGCCCAUCUGCCCUGAGUCGCCCAAAUUCACCCUGCUGAACUCUGGAAAGGAGCUCGAAGCCCAGAGAGGCCUAACCUGGCUGCGCGGAACCAUCGAGGUGCACGACGAGAUGGAGGAGAUGCGCUCCGAGUACGAGGCUUCCAAGUUGGUGCCCAAGGUCACCAUGAAGGAGCUGUUCGUCAACUCGGCCCUCAGGAGUCCACUCAUCAUCUGCGUCAUGGUCAUGAUCGCGCAGCAACUCUCCGGCAUCAAUGCGGUUAUGUUCUUUUCGACCAAGAUCUUCAAAAUGGCUCAGUUGACGGACGACCACGCGCAGCUGGCCACCCUGGCGAUGGGCACCAUGAACGUCAUCAUGACCGUCAUCAGUCUGUUCCUGGUGGAGAAGGCGGGACGCAAGACCCUGCUGCUUGUUGGCUUUUCUGGCAUGUGCAUCGACACGAUCCUCCUCGCUAUCUGCCUCAAAUACGCUAGCGAGGCAUUGUGGAUUUCGUACUUCAGCAUCGUGCUCGUCAUCUUCUUCGUCAUCAUGUUCGCCACCGGCCCCGGCUCCAUUCCGUGGUUCCUUGUGUCCGAGCUGUUCAACCAGUCGGCGAGGCCGGCGGCCACCUCGCUGGCCGUGUGCGUCAACUGGACGGCCAACUUCAUCGUCGGCAUCGGCUUCCUCCCCCUACAGGAGCUGAUGGGCGGAAAUGUGUUCUUCGUGUUCGCCUUCCUGCUGGCACUGUUCGUGCUCUUUGUGCUGAAGAAGGUGCCCGAGACGAAAAACAAGACCAUGGAGGAGAUCAGCUCCAUGUUCCGCCAACAGUCGUACCAGUAGUCAUUCAUUCAUUCGAUUGAUUGGUUGACAUUUCAUUGCUCUUGCCAUGACUUUUUCGCGUCAAAUACUCAGCAAGCACAAACGCGCCAUACUACACCCAGUCAGUCAGCAAAUCUGUGGAAAAAAAAAAGGAAAACGAGUCUCAGGCGGCCCUCUAGACUGCUUCACUAAAUGUAGAGGCCGCCCAGGGCCCUCUUUCGACCCCCUAAUUGUAGUGUUUGCCCCCUGCAUCGAUAUAAUAUAUAUAUUUCUGAUGUGAUUUUUCCGAGCAAAAGACCAAGAGCAGGAGGAAAUCUCAAGAGGCGAGAUACCUCUGGAGCACCUGGCCUGAGGUUUACAUUUUAAAAACGAUUUAAAUAGAAAUAUUAAUAUCUGCACUGGUUGGUAAAUCAAAUUUUAUUUGUAUAGCUAUUUAAUUUCGUCCCCAGGGUUCUUAAUUUUGUUUCCCAUUUGGCUGAUAGAGAGAGAGAGAGAUACACUGUAGAUUUUUAGACAAGUUCCUUUUUAAAUAUUAUAAUGAACUCGUGCAGGAAUGAUUGUUGGAUUAUAUUUAGCUUUAGUUGCGGUUACAAGUUGCAUUUAAAUUCUCUCAUUUGCAGCCUCUCAAUUUAAAAGCAAUUUACGGCAGUUGUUGUUGGACAGUGUGUUAAAAGCAAAUCUUGCCCCCCUCCAGGUGGGAAUAAAUGUUGGUUGUAGAUCUGUGUACAAUAAGAAAAGAAUCCUGAAUUCUCCAAGGGAAAUAAACGGAGAUUGAAUUUAAAGUUAUCGAUGUAGGAUGUGCCGAAAUGUGUGUCUGUGUUAUCUGAUUUUUUAAUUACGAUGUAAUUCUGUUGUAGAAUAUUGAUGCCAUAUUGUAAAAGAAUAUAAUAUAUAUUAUUUUAUGUAUUUUUUUCUGUUACGGUUCAAGAAUGCCACAUUCCAGGACUGUAACUUGGAAAUUAUUAUGAGAAAAGUGUUAAUAAACGCUGGCAAAAGCAUAUCUGCAAUUCA
Molecule: messenger RNA, 2667 nt
Organism: Cloeon dipterum
Lineage: Eukaryota; Metazoa; Arthropoda; Insecta; Ephemeroptera; Baetidae
Product: solute carrier family 2, facilitated glucose transporter member 1-like
Exons: 12
Coding region: 106-1677 (523 amino acids)
Biological process (GO): monosaccharide transmembrane transport
Cellular component (GO): membrane
Molecular function (GO): hexose transmembrane transporter activity
Source: RefSeq, a predicted model, not a curated record